CUCUAUCUGAGCGCAUAGAAACGGACGGAGCGGGCGCACAGAUGGGCAGUGUGGUCGGAAGAGCGUCGAAGGAGGGUCGCGUGGCCAAGGAACAGAACCCGACACCGAAGAUGCCGGCUCUCAAGCUGAUCUACUUUGAUGGAAAGGGUCGGGCCGAGCCUUUGCGCUGGAUCCUGGCCGCCGGUAACGUGCCCUUCGAGCAGGAGACGUUCGGCUUCGACGCCUGGCCUGCCCGCAAGCCAAACACACCAUACGGCAGCGUGCCAAUCCUGAUGGUGGACGGCCAGCCGCUGUGUCAGACCCUGGCCAUAGCGCGGUACGCCGGCACCCUCGGCGGACUCGUCUCCAAGGAUGCGCUGAAGAACGCCCUUGGGGACGAGGCGGCCGACACCAUGGCCGAGGUGGUCUCCAAGUUCUUCGAUACAGUGUUCGAGAAGGAUGCUGAGAAGAAAGCGUCCACAGAGAAGUCGCUGUUCGAGGAAUACCUGCCGAAGGUGUUGAACGUCUGGGAGUCGCGGAUGAGCGGAGCAUUCCUCGCUGACGACAAGGCGAUGUGGCAGGACGUGUUUGUGGGCCACUGGCUCUCCCGCCUGGAGGAGGCCCGGCCCGACUUAUUGGCCAAGUUCCCCAAGCUGGCCGGCCAGAAGAACAAGGUGCUGGCCCUGGACGGCAUCAAGAAGUAUCUGGCCAGCCCUCCCCAGUACAGCCUUCCGUUGUAGAGCGGACGACAAGGCACCUGCCGCACAGCGAGAGCCAGCACGCCGCGUAACCCUGCGACGCCGCGCCUCCCACCACGGUGACGCGGUGGUGACACGGUCCUCUCUGACGCAGCGGAAGCGACGCGACUUCACUACCUCUUCUCUCGUCCACCGUCCUUGUCGCCGGUUGCAUUUCUGGUGUCUGCACCGGCACUGCGUGUACGCCGCGCCUCCUCUUCGGUCAGAGGGCGCCUUGCCCCGGAACAGAGAUGUCACGAGCCGGUCGCCUGGCUCGUUCGUCCUAUCUCCAUUUCACCCAUGCACAGGGUAACGAAGUUGUGUUCAGCCGGAAUAUGGCCAUUUAGGGGUGACUUUGAACCUACUUGCACGCGAACAUAGAUAGACAUUGUUUUCUGGCGUAUAGAAACUCACGGAACCGUUCAUCACCAUUGUUUCUGUCGAAAAGUUGCGAAAGACGUCCACUUUCUCGUGAAAGCGACAUGGAUGCGUAUUUUUCGUGACGUUUGGCGGUACGAUACAUCAACAUUUGCUGUAA
Messenger RNA from Pollicipes pollicipes, 1254 nucleotides. RefSeq names its product glutathione S-transferase. Bases 42 to 719 code for a protein of 225 amino acids. The transcript is spliced from 5 exons. Gene Ontology annotation, molecular function: glutathione transferase activity. The record is from RefSeq and is a predicted model, not a curated record. Gene Ontology annotation, biological process: glutathione metabolic process. Lineage: Eukaryota; Metazoa; Arthropoda; Thecostraca; Pollicipedomorpha; Pollicipedidae.